GGAGAUUUUCAGACACCGCAAACGAGUUGUGUGAUUGCCGACUUACACCAUCGAUUUUUGCAGUUUUACCGUCAUAGUGCCCUUGCCCUCACGUCAGAGGGGCAACGAUAUGAAAGAACGAAUGUGUUAAAACUGACGAGUAAAAAAAUGUAUAUGCAUGCGAGUUACUUUCCGUACAAAAACGCAGUAAAAUAAAAAUUUUACGUAAGUGAUUUGGAAAUAACUUUGAAAAGGGGAGAAGGGGGGCGUACAUUGCAUUUUUGCAAAAAAAAAAAAAAAAAAAAAAAAAAAAAAAAAAAAAAAAUAAUCGGACACCUCCACCCAGAAAAGGAAAUAUUUUGAUUAGACAUUGCACUUGAUCCUGAGUGAAAAGAAAUCGCAUAUUGAGUACUGUAUAAGCGUAUACUUGCAUUCAUGUUUUAGUUUAACUUUGCACGGAAUCUCAAGGUUGUAGGCACAUCCUUAUUGCAUACAUAUAACUUCAUCCAAAUAAUUGUGAGGUGAAAUAAUUAGUGAAAUGCCACGCUCUGUGCGUGAGUUAUAGAACGCUGCAGGGAAAGUAUUGCACUUGAUUCAAUUUAUAAUUUAUUCAAAAAAUAUUCAAUAUUCAGUAAAUUGCAUUAAUUGAAUUGUGUUGGUCAAUAGUUACAUCGUGUUGUGCUGAAGUGUGUCAUCGGGACGAUGACGCAGCCGGUGGUUAUCUGUAUUUUCGUAAACUUUUUUCCGUGACGUUUUAAUAUUUUAACAAAAUCCGAAAUAUUUCAAAUAGUGACAACUUUUGUGCUUCAUUGCGUAUACGAUCAGUUCUCCCCGUUCACUUAUACUCAUGGCGGCAGCUUUAGUAUGUGGCCCUCGAAACCUACGCUCAAGGAAUCAAGGGCAGAAUAUAAUUAAAUGGAUUGGAUGAAUACUUGCGUUGCCACAGAAUGGAUCAUCACGAGUUGAACUGUUCGUGGAUUCUGGGUGUCAACUGUACCAACCUUUUGAAAAAUAUCACCGACCAACACUCGGAGUAUAUCACUCUGUACGAGGUCCCGGUGGGGAUAGUGAUCCUGCUAUCCGUGUUCUAUGGGACGAUCUCCUUCGUGGCGGUGGUCGGCAACUCGCUGGUGAUCUGGAUCGUGGCCACCAGCCGCCGAAUGCAGAAUGUCACCAACUGCUUCAUCGCCAAUCUUGCCCUCGCCGACAUCGUCAUCGGACUAUUCGCCAUACCAUUCCAGUUUCAGGCAGCGUUACUCCAAAGGUGGAAUUUGCCGCAUUUCAUGUGUCCGUUCUGCCCGUUCGUGCAAAUUCUCACCGUUAAUGUCAGCAUUUUUACGCUCACUGCUAUAGCUGUAGACAGACAUCGAGCCAUCUUAAAUCCUCUCAGUGCGAGGCCUUCAAAAUUACGUGCCAAAAUUAGUAUAGCAACCAUAUGGGUCGUUGCCGCCAUCUUAGCCACCCCUAUGGCCAUGGCACUUCGAGUCACUGAUGUGGAGGAAGAAGGGCCAGGAGGCACGACGAUCACAAAACCGUUCUGCAUGAACGUCAGUUUUUCAGAGAAUGCCUUAUUAACCUAUAGGAUAGUUUUAGUAUUAGUACAAUAUGUGACGCCGCUGUGUAUCAUAUCAUGUGUGUACGCGCGGAUGGCACUCAGGCUGUGGGGCUCUCGGGCGCCUGGAAAUGCUCAGGAUAGCAGAGACGCUAAUCUCAUGAAAAACAAGAAGAAGGUGAUAAAAAUGCUAGUCAUAGUGGUAGCUCUCUUUGCACUGUGUUGGCUGCCUUUACAAACGUAUAACGUCCUCCAAGAUUUAGUUCCAGGCAUCAAUGCAUACCAUUACAUCAAUAUUAUUUGGUUCUGCUGUGAUUGGCUCGCCAUGAGUAACAGCUGCUAUAAUCCCUUCAUCUAUGGAAUUUAUAAUGAAAAAUUCAAGCGGGAGUUCCAGCAGCGGUUCCCGUUCCGGAAGCGGAAGUGGACGCAAUCGGGGUUGAUGAGCGGGGAUUCGGUGGACCUGGACCGGACGUUCACGCACAACAUGCGCUCCUCGAUGCACUCGACGACGAUGACGACGGUGAACAACUCGAGCUACGACUGGCGGCGCGGCUACUCCACGCGGCAGCCGCCCGGCUCCCUCCACGCCGCCAACUACGCCAACGGCAAGAGCCUCUACCGCCAGGUCUCCGUCCGCGAGCCCCCCCGCAGCAAGCUCAGCGAGAAGGACCUCUACGUCUACCGAACCAACAACUCCAGCAUCGUCCGACACUCCAGUAAGUCCGAGGCCGAGGAGCUCUGUCUAUAGAGAGCCAAAUGUCAAAUUGGACGUAUUUAUAUCAAACGGAACUAUGUGCAUUGAAACAUGAGCCU
Molecule: messenger RNA, 2344 nt
Organism: Bemisia tabaci
Lineage: Eukaryota; Metazoa; Arthropoda; Insecta; Hemiptera; Aleyrodidae
Source: RefSeq, a predicted model, not a curated record